GAUCGUUUAUAUACGACUUGAGCGCGUGUCGGAGUAGCAUAUUAGGGCUUUAGUGUAUUCGUGUUUCCCGAUUUGUGCUAUCUUUUUUUGCGAUUUCGACUUCAUCAUCACCGGCAACCGCUCUUAGGAAUUCGCACAUGUCGUCAGGCUCACCAUUUCCGCCGUCAUUACUUAGUAGCCUCAAGUGGUGGGAAAAUCCAUUCAGGGAAGCACGAAACUAUGCAAACUCUAUGCUAAAGCCCGAAUUCCCCUAUUGGGCCUUAUCACUCUUGGCCCUUUUCAUCAUCAUGAGAGUCGCAUUCAUAUUUGUCUGUGCCGGCAUCAUGAUCAUACCCGUCUUUAAGGGGUCUGAUAGUCGAAAGAGGCAUUACUACUUGGUUCGAAGGGUAUACCCAGAAGGCGGGAAUGGCAUGCCUUACCUAGUGCCCAAUCGUUGUAUGAUAAUCGUUGUUUGCGAGCUUGUGACAAGUGUGUUGUAUGUGGUUCUGGGUUGCUUGAAUUACUCGUUUUACUCGAAUGUCAGCAGCCAUCAAGAUCCAAGACCGGUCACAAUGGUUUGGUUUGUAAUCGCAUGGCUUCCUUCUUAUGUAGGUAUGGUCAUGGCCACAUUUGGGCUUUGCUACGCCUGUCUUUGUGAUGUGGAUGGCACCAAGAACAAAAAGUAUUCUCGGAUUUUGACACCGAUUGUCUACAACUCCAUCUGGAUUUCGUGGUCACUCCUGGCAAUUGGUAUGAUAUCAUAUUGGGCAGUCCGCUCUGUGCAAGAUGCAAACGAGCUGCAGAUGAAUCUACAGCACACUUUUCCCUUACUAAAAAAGGCAUCCGUUUCUUGGGAUGCUCAUCACGACUUUGGAAAAGUACCCAUCAAAGCCUUGCUGAACUAUAUGGUAGUCUUGUUCAGGAAUUGGAGCCACAUGGAUUUGACACUCGUUGGGUGGGCAACAGCUUGGGCUGCUUUGGCAGGUGCCCUGGCUUUGGUAAAUCUUCUACAUCAUCUCCACACACGGCUUGACCGUUCGUGAUAAGAUACGCAAUCGUUGUCUGAACUCCAAUACGGAUAACUUCUGACAUUGACAUGGGAGCCAACAGUUUUACAUUCUUGUAGUAUGUGUAUUGCUCCGUAUGCUCAAUCAAGUAUUGAGCAUGCGUGACAUGGAUACAAUCACUGGGGAUGUACAAUGGACAUCCACAAUAUUACACGAAUUAGAAGCAGAGUUUCAGUUCUUGUUUAGAUGUUCCUUUGUCAUAGUCAUGAGCAUAUGCGCUCAAACUAUCGAGGCCAUCGGCCAGCUUCUUAUCAGUCGGCAUCAAGAUUCGUUGUAUUGCAGAAUCACAUCCACGAUCAUCUGUCAGAUCCCUGGAGUUUUCAUGGUUCCGGCGCUUCUUCUUCAAUCGUGGCGUAUGUUCACUGAGCGCUCUCCAAAUGAAUCCGAGUUUUGCAGGGUCCCACUGAAGUCUGUCACCAAGGGCGUUCCUAAAUUGACUUCACAGCUUUUGGGCUGGGAUACUACUGUGUGUUGGGAAGGUGACAAAGAUGUUGAAGAAGUGAACUUCCCAGGCCUCCGCCCAGGACGCUAUCUAAGUAUCGUACGAGCUCUAGCGUUAUUGUUCUCCUUGUUUGUCAAUUCUUAUACUUUAGUUUCAGUUAUAUGAUUUGUGUUGGUAUGGUUCUCUCAAGGAUAUAAGGAAAUUCGGUAUGAUAGCACCCGACUAUGAGGCAAGUGCAGUUUUCCUCGGAGUCUUGAGGAGAAGACUUUGUGUAGGAGCCUGCGUACAAGUGGAGUUGUUGGAGCGGGAAGCGGGAUACAAGCCGUGUGUCGCUUACAGUUCUCACCCAUUCAAGCAUUUUCUCGCUUCAAAGUCCUGCAUGAGUUUUUGUGGUGUUGCAAGAAGAGAAGCGGCUGUGUCGACCUCAAUUGAUGGAGGUGGUCUUGGCUGAUGAGCGUAGCAACGAGCAGCCGAGAGAGGGAACCUUAUCCAUGAAACUUGGUGUGUGAGCUGGAAAAGCUUGGCUGGGGACUUUUUCAACACUCCAUAUCUGUGUACUCUACAAACAAGUAUUCUUUGGAACAAAGAAAUGACUUGUGCGCCUGCUCAACCUAGACAUGCUGGUAUUUUUAAGAUUCUGUCUUGGCUCCAGAAAAGCAC
Molecule: messenger RNA, 2148 nt
Organism: Melampsora larici-populina 98AG31
Lineage: Eukaryota; Fungi; Basidiomycota; Pucciniomycetes; Pucciniales; Melampsoraceae
Exons: 12
Coding region: 138-1022 (294 amino acids)
Source: RefSeq, a predicted model, not a curated record